This is a messenger RNA of Kockovaella imperatae, 1979 nucleotides long. RefSeq names its product putative ornithine decarboxylase. Gene Ontology annotation, cellular component: cytoplasm. Gene Ontology annotation, molecular function: ornithine decarboxylase activity. The record is from RefSeq and is a predicted model, not a curated record. The transcript is spliced from 3 exons. NCBI's taxonomy places the organism in Eukaryota, Fungi, Basidiomycota, Tremellomycetes, Tremellales, Cuniculitremaceae. Bases 292 to 1860 code for a protein of 522 amino acids.
CUUUGUUUCUUUCUUCUCAUCUCAUCCCAUCCCAUUCACCUCUCUUCCUUUCCUUUUACAAGCGUCAAAGACGCCUUGUCGACGCCGUCGUCUCCCCUCUCAAGCGACUCAACGUGUGAUCCCCCACGUUGUGCCCUGACUGUGAGUCUGUCCUCGAGAGGUGGUCAGGCGACAGAGGUCAAUUGGAGCUGACUCGAUCAUUCUCCAAAUAGGUGGUUCAGAUAUCCCUUGAGACGACGGUCGAUCUCGCGAGAAGAAUCAUCUAUUCUCCUUCCUCUCGUCUUUUUAUCGAUGACUGCUACUCUUACCCAAUCCUUCAACGAGGUUCGACCAUCUACCAAGUGGUCGAACACGAUUCCUCAACAUGUUCCCGCCUCUAAUAUAAGCGGUGCAAAUAACCUGAUCCACGUUUUGGAUCCUCAUGCUGCCAUCCCGUAUGUUCCAGCUCACAACCUUCCAACACCUCCGGCCACAUCGCCGAUCAGGGUGAUUGACAAGGACUCGCCUGCAUUUGUCAACGUGGUUGAUACGCCCGUUCACGAUCUCCUCCGACAAGUGGUUCAAGAACGAAAUAUUGGUGAUUUGUCAGGAUCAGGCGAUGAGUCUGCCUUUUUCGCCUGUGACUUAUCUGCGAUCUAUCAAGCGGUGCAGAUGUGGAGACAGUCCGCCAUUGGCGAACGCGUGGAAAUCUUUUACGCUGUGAAAUGUAAUCCAUCGCCUCCAGUCCUUCACCUCCUCUCCCUGCUCGGCACGUCAUUCGACUGUGCCUCGACAGCCGAGAUCAAUCAAGUCUUGUCACUGCCCACAGCUCCGUCGCCCGACAGGAUCAUCUUUGCGAAUCCAUGCAAGCCCGCUUCAUUCAUUCGAUCAGCAGCAGACUCUGGGGUUCAUAUGAUGACGUUCGAUAAUGCCGACGAGCUGUACAAGGUCAAACGGUCUUUCCCCGAUGCCAAGCUUGUGCUUCGGAUCCUGACAGACGAUUCCAAGUCGCUCUGCCGAUUGGGCCUCAAAUUUGGAGCACCACUCGACACCUGUCCUGGUCUACUGGCUCUCGCUGUUCAGCUUGGACUCAACGUCAUCGGCGUCUCGUUCCAUGUUGGAAGCGGGUGCAAAGAUCCCAACCAAUUCGCGGAUGCCAUUUGGAGAGCCAAAAAGGUCUUUGACAUGGGAAAGGCUGUUGGAUACGAUUUCAAAUUCCUCGAUGUGGGAGGCGGGUUUGAGCGAGAGACCUUUGCAGAGAUGAGCCAAGUUGUCAGUGACAGUUUGGACGUCUAUUUCCCCAAACACAGCGGAGUCAGGGUCAUUGCGGAACCAGGCAGAUUGCUUGUAUCGAGUGCUUUCACUCUCGCCACGAACAUCAUCGCUCGUCGGCUGGCCCUGCCUUCCGGUGAGGCUACUCCGAAGGAUGACCACGAAGGGGCAGACGUGAUGUAUUACAUCAACGAUGGAGUUUACGGCUCGUUCAACUGCAUCAUGUUCGAUCAUCAAAUCGUCCACCCACACCCACUCACCAUCUCUCAUGAGAUUACCAAGUGUUCACCCUCCUUCCCUCCUCCACCUAACAUCCAUCUGCCCGUUGAUCUGCCCGUUCAGUUGGGCUACAAAGACACUGAAGCGGCCAGUGUUUGGGGACCCACUUGCGAUUCGAUCGAUUGUGUCAGGCAGCUUGUCCAAUUGCCUAAGGGUCUCCAAGUUGGCGAUUGGAUCGCUUGGUCUGAGAUGGGAGCAUAUACCCUCUGCGCCGCCAGUACCUUCAAUGGCUUCAACCGAUCCCCUGUCUUAUGGACAACAGGCGGAGACCAUCCUCACGCUAUUGCCGUUCGCGCCACGCUCGAUUCGUUCAAUGGUCCCGAGAGAUGACAUCGACUACUCCCACUACUAAGUCGAAAGAAAUACAUCGAAAAAAGGGCAGAUACUCUGCCCCGACGCAAACAUGGAUAUCAAUCGUUUGUCAUUCUAUCUUGUAACAUGAUCACGAU